Messenger RNA from Guillardia theta CCMP2712, 8463 nucleotides. RefSeq lists its product as hypothetical. The coding region runs from base 1 to 8463 and encodes 2820 amino acids. The transcript has 16 exons. Lineage: Eukaryota; Cryptophyceae; Pyrenomonadales; Geminigeraceae. The record is from RefSeq and is a predicted model, not a curated record.
AUGCUGAGAGCUACGUUAAGCCAGGCUCUCAGGUUCUUGCCUUUCCUCCUCCGCCUGGCACUCGUGGAAGGUCAGUGUACGACAGGAAGCAAUCCUGGCCUCUGCUGUCCCGAGGGGACAACAACAUGCGGAUCAACCUUAUACACGACUUUAGCUGGAGCUUUGUGUGGUGGUCCUGUAAAUUAUGUUCUGCAAGCGGCACCUGGUGCGCAUGUGAAUAAGUAUUGGUGUGGCAGCUACUACAUAGGAUACGACGACGGAGGUUGGAAUAAGCUUAAACCUGUAUGGAGAUGGACUGGGGGAGAAAUCAAGACUUGCACGAUUGAUACUUCCACUCAGUUUACGUGUGCGACGCAGAGAAUGAAAGCCGAGGAAGACACUUGCGACUGCAUGAGCAGCGGGGUCUACGCAUGUGCGGAGUGGAACAACGGGUUUCCUGGUCAGAACUGGCCAGCAGAGUGUAAGCCUGUGGUGAUUGCACGUGAAGACACUUGGAGCGCUGUCGGAACUCGCUUUUUUCAAGAAAAUCCUGUGCCCUCGAUAGAUCCAAUUGCAUAUGAUGGAACCGAAAUCAUAACCGUUACGGUCAAGGUCCAUUGGGGAGCCGUUUCAAUCUAUGGCCUUGACAAGUACUGUCCCGAUCAGUCCACCAACUUUGCGACAGACCCUGCUGCAGGCAACUUGGUGUGCACUGUGUGCAACCCCAGCAUCAAGACAUGUAAUCUCAUCCCUGAGUUUCCCUCCGCAGCGGUUCUGUCUAGUGUAGAGUUCUCUUUCGUUCAAGAGACCAACCUGUUGCCCAAGGCCAGAAUCUUGAAGUUCAGCGGCCUUUAUGCAAUGGUGGAUGCAGCGAUGCAAAAUUUGACUUACAAAGCUGAGCCGAAUCAAAACUUUCUGAGGUUGAAAUCAAGAUACUUGAGUGCAAAGACGGCACAAAAGCUACCUUUUGAAGAGAUGACAAUAUCACUUGAAAUGCUGGGCAAGAUGGUGGCAAAUAUCAGCCAAAUUGUACAUAUCGUGGAUGUCAACAAUGCUCCGACUCUCGUGAAUCCGACGACAGGAUGGAAGAAGAGUCCUAUUUGUACUGCAAAUCCUUUAUCUACGCUCGAGGAAUGCCACUUCGGUCAAUUUUUUAGAUACGAGGAUACUGACAAAAUUCUUGCUAUUCCCAACACCAAAGCCGACGAUAUAGAUCUUUUCGAAGAGUGUACCUAUGCAUUUCCAGAAUGCAAAAAGGUCGACGCAAACGUUGCUACCUUGAAGGGCAUGACGGGUUUGAACACAAGAGUUGGUCUUGCUGUCUACCAGGAUGAGAAGGGUACAGAUGGGGUCAGUCGGCUCGGCUUCGGCGGUUUUCUGGCGAGAGUGAACUCUGCAAUCCAAGUUCUCUUCUAUCAAGUUGAAAGUCAAACCAUGGUGAAUCAGCCUGGCAGCACAGUUUUGAACUACAACACUAUGACGGGAGGACAGGUCGAGUACAUCACAGUGACCGUAUCAGAUCAGGGAAGUACGGGAGCCGACGGAGUCUCCGAGAUCGUUUCGACUCAGAUCCCUAUUACGAUCGUUGCUGUGAAUGAUGCACCUGUCAUCACUUCUGAUUUUCUUGAAUUUGCUGCCCAGGAAGACAUAGUGUUUGGUUUGAAGGGGAUCGUUGUUUCGGACGUAGAUUUGAACGAAGUCAUCGUCUCAUCAUUGGCAGAUCUAGAUUGGCAGAAAGCAGCGGAGAAUCAGUAUCAGUUGAACAAGAUGUCCAUCACAAUAUCAGUGACGAGAGGCAAUCUAUAUUUGAAUUAUUUCAGAAACAUUUUCUUGAAUUUCACCAAAGAGACAAGCUAUCUCUCUAUCGCUGGAUGGCUGCCUUCUUUCUACAACGCUGACUGGUGCAAGUUUGUCAGCGAUUUGAGUCUGGGAACGGACUCUUUUAGAGUUGGUUCCAUGGAGUUCAAGAGCGUCUGCUCUCUGGCUAACGUGGGAACUUCUCUUUGCCCUACUGGAAACGAGGUCAACUGCGUCUGCGACAUCCGGAGUGAUUGUCCAAACGCUCAAUUUCUUCUCAAGUUCAACAGGUCUCGUAACAAGUGGGAUGAAUUCCGACGGAACACGUUCGGUGUGAUAGCCUCUCAGGAUCGAACGUGUGGCGGGCUACCUGUGAUGAUGCCGCCCAACAAUUUUUCAUUUGGCAAGCCUUGCAGCGACUGUCAAUCCGGCAAACCUUGCCUCACUUGCGCCUCGACUAGUUUGGUCAAGUGUAGCCCUUACGUGCAGGGGGGGGCGAUACAAGCGAGUACCUGCCGGUGCUGUGCAAACCUCACAAAACCUUGCUCAGUCGAUGCUGACUGUCAGAGCGAACCCUUCAGCCUCUGCGGCUGCUCCCCAGGGGCUCCGAUCGUUGACGGCAUCGGGAAAGCUUUCACUGCCCCUGGGGUCUGUGGGCCUUACAAGGAUGCUUCGACGAUCCCGCUUAUCUUUCGGAACGAAAAAUGGUCAGGGCAGAGUUGCACGUACACGGGGCCAGGCUCGAACUUGUGUCGUUCUUCGAUCUUUGCUUAUGACGGUACAGCCUUGUCUUCCAUCUUGGAGACGCUGGGAACGUCUGGAACGAAGGAGCUGAGUGGGUUCGGAUCUCUGACUGACAUGAAUCGAGUGUUGGACGGAGUGUUGUAUCUGACGGACCUGAACUACAACCGUCGGUACCGUAUCCCUGUCGCUCAGCGAGACCCCGCGACGUUCAAGAUCGAGAGCGAUGACUUGGACACUUACACGAUCAUAGCGGGAGACAACGGAAACUCUGGUGGUUCACAAAGGGACCCUAAGAUCACGACCAAGACUGUGAACAUCCGUGUUGCCGCGGUGAACGAUAGACCGGAGAUUGACUCGCCGACUUUCAUCUCUGCCGUUGAAGAUGUCAAGUUCGCCUUCUCCCCGGAGAACUUUGCGCAGGUCAAGUGCCCCGACGCGAACGUGAGACGAGCAAUCUAUGGGGUCCUGAUGUACCACUGCCUGCCGGUUCAGAUUCUUGAUCCCGAUUACAUGGACUAUGACUUCGCCGACAAACCAUUCAUUCUCAACAUCACGGUAGCCAACGGAAAGGUUUUUUUGAACGAAACAUUCCUUGCAGUCGCGAAAGCCAGGCAGAGCUGCGAUGCGAGUGUACAGUGCGGACCUGAGACCCGACUGACCUGCUGCAAGUGCGCGGUGGACGUUAUGGAUGGUUGUAGUAUCAGCUACAACCAGUAUGGACGAGACUGGUACACAUCAAGAAACACAAGACCGAGCGGGUUGCAUGCUUACGGAGGGCCCCAGUUCGGAGUGGGAAACAAGUUCCUGUCUCUGACGGGAACUUAUGCAGACCUCAAUCUUGCGCUGAAGGGGUUGACAUACCUGAGUGAUCCGAACUUCAACACUCGGUAUGGGAUACCCGAGUCGAUCACGAUCGAGGUGGACGAUCAGGGAGAUAUGGGUGACAACUACUUCACCACGAGACAUCUCAAAGGCUCUACCGUCAUCUCGGUGCUGGUCGACUCCGUCAACGAUCCUCCCGUGAUCGGCCGAGCUCUGUCUGUGCAGCAGGAGAUCCUUGGCGUGUACGAAGCUGAUCCCUCCACAAUCGUCAACCUCCCACGGCUCAUUCCGAUCGACGAGUCCAUCAACAUUCAGUACGACUGCCUCCACAUCAGCGUCACGAGCAAAGCGUACGACACAUACUGUAAGCCCAUGUUGGACACGGUGGUCAAGUUGUCGGACAUUGUCAACGGCACGUAUCGACGGUACAUCGACAUCGACGAAGACACUGUCUUUGUUGUCAGCCGAGACGUCUUGUGGAUCGAUGACGUCGACUCAGACGAAGCUGCUCUGAUCAGCUCCACUGGUCGCCGCCAUUGCUGUCAGGGGAACGGCAUCAGUGCGGUCUUCUCUGCUCGCGGCUGCAUCUGCGGACAGCCCUGCUUGUGUCUUGGUGGUGCAGAGUGCCCCUGCCCCAUCCCGUCCAUCUGCAAUCCAAGUACAGAAGUGUAUCCUGGAGAGCUCAUCGUCGAGCUCAGCGUCCAGGAAGGAUUUCUUUCCUUCUACCCGCCGCCGGGGCGAGACUUCCUCGCAGGGCUCGUCUUCCUUACUAACGCCACCCAAUACUCCUUUGAAGACUGCACGAAGCUAGCCUCUACAAAGUUGGCUGUGUCUCGGUUUACCUUCAGGACUUCUCUUUGCGCCGUCCCAUGUCCCGACCAGGUUGCCUGCAUGAGGAACCAGAGCAGGAUCAUCCUGAGAGCAAAGAAGCAAGUGAUCCAGGAGGGCCUCAACAAGAGCUACCUCACCUACUCGAGUCGGCCCAACGGCAACGGGCUGGACAGGCUCAGAAUCUGGGUGACGGACCAAGGAAUGACGGACGAAUGCUACAACAACCAGCAGGCCGUCUUGAACGGAGUAGUGCAGAACCUUGACAUCCGAGUUGUCCCGGUCAACGAUCCCCCGGUCAUCACCUACCCCACCAACUUGCUCAAGUACACCAAGGGGAUGCGGUGCUAUGUCGACUACUCCAACUCGAUGUUCAUAGAGGGAGUGUCGUGCUCCGAUGUCAACGCCUCCAUCUUCCCUCCAAUCUCCUCCAGCGUCACGUCCACGGCUCUUGACAUCAUGGACGUGGACAUCAACGACGUCCCCUACGGCAACAUGACGCUCCUGCUCAAGGUCGACAGGCCGUCGGCCGGCAAGUUUCAGAUCCAGUCUGUCGUCUCGUCGCUUUCCUACCUGCAGGCCAAGGACGCAAGCGGCCUGUACACGCUGUCGAUGCAAGGGACAAUCUCUGACACCAACAUCAUCAGCAAGCAGCUCUUCUACGACUCCAGCGUGACUUACACCGGGUAUGUCCCUAUCAAGAUCACCGCCAUCGACAACGGCAACUAUGGCGAAUGUAGUGGAGAGCACGAGUGCGGGCAGGCAAAGCCAUGUCAGGACCACAGGUUCGCGGCCCCACACGUCUCGGACGUUGCAGGAAUGACGUCGGUCAUCGUCGACAUCAACGUCGGGAUCCCGGCGACCUGCGCCAUCUCAUGCACGGGGAUCACAGAGAAGGAGUGCUGUCUGCAGUGCAACCAGAAGGCUGAGUGCGUCUACUGCCCGGGCGACUGCGGGGGAAAGGGCAAGUGCAUGAUUGGCUCGACGAGCUCGGGCCCCACCUUCCAGAAGUGUGUGGUGAGUGCAAGAGACGGGAGGACCUUCGGCCAGUGCGAAGUCGCCCAGUUGAAGAUCAUCCCAAUCGCCGUCGGCACAGCAGCUGCGCUCGUGGUCGCUGGCGUCUUGAUCUACAUGCUGACUUCCUGGCUGCGGCGGCGGCACGGCAACUUAAAAAACUACCUGCGCAAGAAGCGGAUCGACCUCAUCAUCACAGCGACCAAACUUCAGAUUCGGCCUCCUCCAGAAGCCAAGUUCGUCGAGUUCUUCCUCGUCCUGUUUGGAGCGUUCCUCCUCCUCCUGUACAUCAUCGGCGUCAUGACUACGGACUACCAUCCCGAGUGCAACUACAACGCAGAGUUCUUUUUGGAUCAGGCCAUCUCCGUGCAGUUCAGCCUCGACACCUGCAACGUCCGCUUCAUGCCCGCCUCCAUCUUCCCUCCCCCCGACAACUCGCUGCAAGCGCUUAAGGUUCGGUUCGCCUACAAGUUCAAAGACCCCCUCAUCACCCUGGCCUCGGACACCUGCUCCACUGCCGCCACCUUCGACGUCACCAACAACCGACCCGAUGCCGGCAGGUUCAUGGGCUACUACUGCAACGUGCAGAUCCUCGUGCCUGACCGUUACGUGCUGCCUGCCAUGACCUUCAUCGCCGUCGGUGACAACAUCACGUCAAUCCGUGGAGGCGCCAUGGACUCGGACACCCCCAACUUCGGCAUGGAGUUCGGGCCCAACACCCUCGCGAUCCAGGGCAAGAACGUCAACGUCCGCGUGCAGAACGUCACAGCCAAGAACAUUAACAUCAACAUCGACCAUGGAUCUUUCAUCGCCCAUGACCUCGGGCUAGGAGGCGCCAUCCCGACCGCUACCUUCAACAGCAUCACGGCUGACUUCGUCGUCACGACUACCCGCUCUACCUCCAUCCAGUACUGGCAGAAGUCGGGUAACAAGGUCUGCCUAUCAGCAGCGCAAGGGUCUCUGUACCUCCAGGACUCCUGCGAGACAACGUGCGACUACCUUGACACCAGCGGCUCCAAGGCCCCUGUGAAGAUUCUUGGCUCUGCCAUGAGCCCUCCCGCUGACUUCUGCCCCAACCUCUACCGCUACCCUUGUCCUCGUUGCGCCAUCAACAAAACCUCCACCGUCCCUGGAUGCAUCGAUCGCAAAGCCUGCACUCAGACUGACAGCCUACAGUGUCUCUGCAAGCCCGCCUGUGAGAUGGUUGCUUUCACCAGUCACAGCCGCAUCUCCCCGCUCGACGGCUCCACCAUCGUUCCCGUCCAAGCCAAUUGCGACGUUGCGGGCAAGUGCUGCCUCAAGUUUUGCCAUGGCUAUGCAAAGGCGGAUCUCUUUCCCAUCGUCAACCAGCCUCUCUGCGGCAUCUGCAUCAACCCGGUCACGAUGCCCUGGAAGUCAGGCAACUUGGAUCAGAUCUGGAACUUCACCUCGAUCUCGGGACAGAUCUCCCUGGCGGCCCUGACAGACUUCACAGUCCCCAGCGUCUCGUCGUACCAGGGGAACCCGCCAGAGGCCGUCUCGAGGGACGUCAGCACGCUCGUCAAGUCCAACAUCGUGGAGCAGGACAUGAACUUGAUCGACCGCAAGUUCCACAUCGAAGGCAAGAAGCGCCCGCUCGUCCCCUGGUUCUCCAUCCGCCUCACCGGCCCUGGCGCCCCUGAGUCCAUCGACGGAGAGUUCCUGUGGAUCGAGGGCCCCAGGUACCUCGUCAUCCCUGAGUGGCUCACGGACAUCCUUACCUCCUUCCUUCUGCACCCGGCGCGCGACGGGGUGAGCAUGCAGCUGGACCCGGGCUUCUGCCCAGCUGUGGUGAGCCAGGGGAGCAACUUCACGAAGCGGCUCAUAACGAUGCGGUCUAUGAUCAUCGAAGUGCUCCAGACUUGGCCCCCGGGCAGCUCUAGGAUUCUUCCUCCUACCUCCCUCCUCGUCUUCCGCCCGACAGUCGGCAACGCCAAGGUGUUCAAGCUGGACCCCAAGACGAACCAGAUCGGCGUGACGCCGCUGGACCCGGCUAUGUACGAGUCCAUCACUUCCUUCUACAUCCUCAGCGGCUCCAUCGCCUUCCUCCUCGCAGCUCUGGGGACGGGGCUUUUCACAGCCUGGGGGUACCGGGGGAUCCUGAAGCUGCGCAAGGAGAUUCUCUACGACAUGAAGGGGCUGAGCGUGCUCUUGGACGAGAUCCGUCGGGUCCGCAAGGAUGGGAGGACGAGGGACGAGGAUGAGAUCUGGAGGGAGCGAGCAACGAUUGUGUACAGCAAGGAGGAGCAGGAGGAGACGAUCUCCAAGACCGGCUUCUUCAACGUUCUCGAGGGUCUGGCGGUUCCGAGCGGGAGGUCCAAGAGCUUGCAGAGGAAGAUCAUCGACGCCAUCGUGUUCAUGACCAUCGCAAGCAUGCCGAGCUGGUAUGUGAUGAAAACCAGCGCUGAGAUCAAGAUGGGAAUGUCCACCACCAGGUGUGAGUUUGCCCCCAACAAGUGCAAGUGCGCACAGGAGGCCAACCUCUUCCCCGUCAUCCUCGACGCCCUCGCCUACACCCAGAUGCUCGUGGCUGCCAUCGAGCUCUCCUCCUUCUACCUCUCGAUGCCCCAGCAUGCGCUCAUCUGGAAGCUCGUCAGGUUCGCCUUUACCAUCUCGUACUUCGUUCUGUCCCUCCUCUCCAUCUUCCUCCUCCUCCUCAACGGGAUCUGGAUCUUCUUCGGGACCAUGGUCCUGCCCCGGAAGAUCUCACCUUACCUCAUCGCAAUCGUCGGAGUUGCCGUGACGUCGCUGCGCUACUGGAUCCGGCUGACGCAGUUCCAAUGGCGGGUCAAGCAGGCGAUCAAGGUCAGGAUCGAGCAGCGGAAGUCACAGAUCUCCGUUAGCCCCACCCUACUCGAGUUCGCCACGAAGCAGAAUCUAGCGCAGGCUCUCUCUGACUUCAGUCUCUCUGACUUCAAGAUUCUCGUCGCAACCUUCCUCUACUCCUCUGUCGUCACCCUCGCCCUUGUCUUCCUCUUCGUUGCCUUCCAAGCGUUCACGGAUCCCUACGAUGCUGCUGCUGCUGCUGUGAACUGCGGCAUUGUCAUCUCCGUCAUCUACGCCUUCGACGCCUCCUCCUGCAAGCGCAAGGAGGAGGAGUACGAGGAGCUCAAGAUCGAGGGGCUGGAGAGGAAGGUGGCAGGGGUCAUGGACCUGAUCUUCAAGUCCCUCGAGGAGCAGAUUGAGGUAGCGAUUCGAUUCCUCGACUCCGCCGAGUCUCGCAGCCGAGUGCAUGCCGGGCCGGACCGGGAUGAGACGUGA